CAACAACUCUACUCAAUGUGGUUAGCAUAUGCUUUGACUGUAGACCUGCAUUGUGUAGGAGCUGUGUUGUGCUGGCCAAAUGGCUGUAAUAAAGUUUGUUGUUUCCAGAGUUGUACAGUUCAGACGCCUCAAGGACAAGACUAUGAAGGCCGAGCCUACCGUGGAAAGCAAAUUACUGGUGUGUCUAUUUUGAGAGCCGGAGAGACCAUGGAGCCUGCCCUGCGGGCUGUCUGCAAGGAUGUCCGAAUUGGCACUAUCCUUAUCCAGACAAAUCGCUACACAGGAGAACCAGAGGUAACAAACCUGGGAUGUAACAAAGAAUGUUGAAUUUUAACCCUUUGCUGUCCCCCCUUUCUUUCAGUCUUAUCUUCAUUCU
Molecule: messenger RNA, 376 nt
Organism: Sceloporus undulatus (fence lizard)
Lineage: Eukaryota; Metazoa; Chordata; Lepidosauria; Squamata; Phrynosomatidae
Product: uridine-cytidine kinase-like 1
Exons: 2
Coding region: 16-327 (103 amino acids)
Source: RefSeq, a predicted model, not a curated record